AUGGCCCUGAGCCUGGAGCCCACGACCCACUUCCCCUCGCUGGCUCUCACAGGAAGCACCACGCCUGAGCUGCCGGGCGGCCCCAACGUGUCCCUCAGCAGCUCCUGGCCCGGCCCCACAGAGCCGCCCCCCCGGCAGGACCUGGUGGCCACGGCCAUUGGGGCUGUGCUCUCAGCUGUGGGCGUGGUGGGUGUGGUGGGCAACGCGUACACCCUGGUGGUCAUGUGCCGCUCCCUGCGGACCUCGGCCUCCCUGUAUGCCUACGUGGUCAGCCUGGCCCUGGCUGACCUGCUGAACCUGCUCAGCAUCCCCUUCAUCGUGGCCACCUACGUCACCAGGAACUGGCACUUUGGGGAUGUGGGCUGCCGUGUCCUCUUCAGCCUGGACUUGCUGACCACGCACGCCAGCAUCUUCACCCUGACCGUCAUGAGCAGUGAACGCUAUGCUGCGGUGCUCAGGCCUCUGGACGCGGCGCGGCGCUCCAAGGGUUACCGCAAGCUGCCGGCCCUGGGCACCUGGCUUCUGGCGCUGCUGCUGACGCUGCCCAUGACGCUGGCCAUCCGGCUGGUCCACAGAGGCUCCAAGAGCCUCUGCCUGCCAGCCUGGGGCCCCCACGCCCACCGCGCCUACCUGACGCUGCUCUUCGGAACCAGCAUCGUGGGGCCUGGCUUGAUCAUUGGGCUGCUGUACGUCCGCCUGGCCCGGGUCUACUGGCGGUCGCAGCAGGCCUCCUUCGCGCAGACACGGCGGCUGCCCAACCCCAGGGUCCUCUACCUCAUCCUGGGCAUCGUCCUGCUCUUCUGGGCCUGCUUCCUGCCCUUCUGGCUAUGGCAAAUGCUUGCCCACUACCAUGAGGCGGGGACCUGGUGCACACACGUGCACUUGGAGACUGCACAGUCCACGGAGGCACAGCAGGCCCCUGGACGCACCCCUGCACUCCCUGUCUCCUGGCACGCCGCACGGGUUGCAGCCGCGGCCAGCCCACAGCUGCAGCACAGCCAGUGCCAAGGAGCUGAUUCAUGGCAGUCUUUCUGGCUUGAGAACCCGGCAUCGCCUGGCCCGUGGCCCUGUCGGCCUGGCCGCCCUCCCGGCUCCAAGGCCACGCUGGGUCUCGGAGGAGCCCUGUCCACCCCUUAG
Perognathus longimembris pacificus (Pacific pocket mouse) is the source of this 1137-nucleotide messenger RNA. It is a transcript of the gene Uts2r, whose product is annotated as urotensin 2 receptor. The record is from RefSeq and is a predicted model, not a curated record. NCBI's taxonomy places the organism in Eukaryota, Metazoa, Chordata, Mammalia, Rodentia, Heteromyidae. Gene Ontology annotation, cellular component: membrane. Gene Ontology annotation, molecular function: urotensin II receptor activity. Gene Ontology annotation, biological process: blood vessel diameter maintenance; neuropeptide signaling pathway; regulation of blood pressure.